Messenger RNA from Anguilla anguilla (European eel), 1809 nucleotides. Its product is annotated as olfactory receptor 4C6-like. The record is from RefSeq and is a predicted model, not a curated record. Bases 27 to 977 code for a protein of 316 amino acids. Gene Ontology annotation, molecular function: olfactory receptor activity; G protein-coupled receptor activity. Gene Ontology annotation, biological process: G protein-coupled receptor signaling pathway. Gene Ontology annotation, cellular component: membrane. NCBI's taxonomy places the organism in Eukaryota, Metazoa, Chordata, Actinopteri, Anguilliformes, Anguillidae. The transcript has 2 exons.
CCCUGACCAGGAAUAAGCAGGUGACCAUGGAAAAUGUAUCAGCUGUGACAUCCUUCAUUUUGACAGCAUACACUGAACUGGAAGAUCACAGAUAUUUAUACUUCAUAUGUUUCCUUCUUUUGUACAUUGUGAUAUUAUUGGACAAUUUAAUUCUUAUUGUAGUCAUAUGUACUGAGAAAAGUCUUCAUGAACCUAUGCAUUUGUUUAUAUGUAGCUUAUCAGUUAAUGGAGUGUGUGGUAGUACUGUUUUUUUUCCAUCUGUGCUUAGUCAUUUGUUAUCUCAGAAUUAUGAAAUAUCUCUGCCCUUCUGUCUACUACAGAUAUACUGUAUAAUCUCAUAUGCUUUAGUUGAAUUUACUAUUUUAGCAGUGAUGAGCUAUGACCGUUAUGCUGCUAUCUGUCACCCAUUACACUAUCACCUCCUCAUGUCCCCUAGAAAGGUUUCUGCAGCCAUUGUAUUAUCCUGGGUUGUUCCCUGUGUUUACUAUGCAUUUUUUUUCAUAUUAUCAACUGCCCAACUGCCAUUCUGUGAAAGACAUAUAGAAAAAAUGUAUUGUAUGUAUUUUGAAUUAGUUAAACUGUCUUGCUUUGAUACAACAACUUUGCGAAUUUUAGGACCAGUAUCAUUUAUUGUUUGUCCUAGUCCUCAGAUCGUCAUGAUAUUAUUUUCCUAUGCAUGUAUACUCAGAGUCUGCCUGUCUGCUUCUAAAGAAUCUCAAGCCAAAGCUCUUCAAACAUGCACCCCACACUUACUGGCUGUGAUUAAUUUUUCUGUGGGAUGCUUAUUUGAGGUCAUCCAGAGUCGUUUUAACAUGAGUCAUAUACCGCAUCAAGCUCGCAUAUUCCUAUCCCUACACAUGGGCAUAUUUCCCCUAUUGUUAAAUCCUGUCAUUUAUGGAAUUAGCAUUCAAGCCAUUAAAGUUCAGAUUUUCAAAUUGCUUAGUAGUAAAAAAAGAAGUGAAACCCACUCAUGGUGAUGAUUUAAAAAUAUAUUCUCUUUCUGUUAUUUAAAUAUGGUUCGUAAGGCUGAACCCUGUAUCACUGGGGUUUCCAGAUUCCAGAUUUGGGCACAAAUGUCUAGUUUUUUAUUAUUUGUACAGGUUUGGGUUUUGGUCCCAAAUGGACAAUAUAAACACCCGGUAUGAAUAACUAAAAGUUGACAGGGAGUUUGUAAUGAAGUUCUUCCAUCUCCACUGUUUUUUUCCUAAUUAGCCCCCCCCCCCACCUCGCCCACUUCAUGAUCAAGCAUCCCACUGCCCCCCCGGUCAGCGAACCCGAACCUCGCCUGUGUGCACAUGUUUGAUAUUCAAUUUUGAUAAAUUAUAAAUUUGGCAACCCUACGUAUCACAAAGUAAUAUAAAAGGACCUGUAAAAUUAAAACCCACUGAAAUAUUGAAAAUGUCUUGUCUGGGUUUGUAAAGUAUUAAAGUGUAGCCUCCCAUAAUACCUUUCCUUGCCCCAUUACUGGAGGACUCUCUCUCUGGUCAGGACGAUUCAUUCUCUCUGCUGCCCACAUGUGGACCAGCCCCUACAGCAUGGUGUUGGCGACAUGCCUGACACUGAGCUCCAAUGCUUCACAGCUAGAGAGCUGAUCUAGGAUCAGUUCUGUCUUCAAAUACGAAAUGUGUGUAUGUAUUAUAACUACACAAUUUAUAAAAUAAGUCUAUUUACAAUACUGUACUAUGAGGUUACUGUUUACAUCUGUGGCAAAUAAAUAAAAUGAAUGAAUUCAAAAAUGUUAAGUAUGUGUGCAGAAAAUUACCUCGCAAUGUUCCAGAUAAUGUCAACAAGUGAGGAAACUGCAACAAU